UAAUCAAUUAUCUAAUCAAAAUCAAUUAAAAUUUCGUUUUUAUUUUUUAAUUUAUUUAUACAUUUUAUUCAUUAAGGGUAUAAACGAUAUUAACCACUUUAACUUUCAACGUGAGAGCUUCAUUGCAAAAAUUUACUUCGCAAAUAAUAGUAUAGAUAUUUUUUGUUUUUAUUAAGUCAAUUUCAUCAAUUAUUUAAUUUGAUUACAAUCUAAUAGUACUUUCUUUCUGACAGCCUUAUACAGUUUAUAUUUAUUUUUUCAAUUGAUCCCUUAUAUGUCUUAUGUUUUAAUUAAAUAAUGCUUUCUCCGUUUUUAAUAGAUGACAUAUUAUGAUUAUACGUAUUAAUUUAGAAAAUAUUUAAUUAUUAGUUUUUUUAGAUAAAAUAAUAAUUAAUUAUUUAUCUAACCACAAUUUAAAAAAUAAUAAAAUAGAAUGUAUAAUCUCAUUGGUCAUAUUACACUAAUUGUUAAUAAAGUUUAUAAAAAUUAAGAACAUUAUCUAUUUUAAAAUUAAAAAAAGAAUCUCUAAAUUGUCAAGUAUUAAAAAAGGAAGAAUUAAUGGUUUAGUGAUUUUCACAUGAAACAGAAACAUGUUGUUUUUACAUGGAUUAUAAUUUUUUUAAUGUAAGGAACAUAUAUUUAUCCUCAGCAUGAGUGUAGUUAUCGUCUAUCUGAUUAAUUUGUUUGUUCGUGUAAUUAAAAAUAAAAUGCUGUUUUAGUUUAAUUUUAAUAAAAUAUGACUUUAAAACGUCUAGAACAUUGUGGUUAAGAAGUAAAGAUGGAUUUGGAACGCCAAUAUAUUUUAAGUUUGAUUUAUGUGUUGUGCGAAAUUAAAUCGCAUUACUUAUAGAUACUCAUACUAGUAUUAAUCUUUGUUUUUUGGUCUAUUUGCAUAUCCAGCUUAAAAAUAUAUACGCAAACUGAAUUUAAAAAUAAAUAACUUAAACUUUUCCAUAAAUUUGAAACAAUUCCUUGUUAAUAACGAAAAAUGCACUUUAAAUAGAGAUAGAAAAUGAAAAAAUUCUAACGCUUUUGACUUCAGUUCACAUUAGUCAUUUUUCUCUACAUUCAAGCGGUCUAAUAAUUAUCAGUUUAUAAUACUGAAAUAUAUAUUUAUUAUAGAUUAAUUUAUUGAGUUUAUUAACUUUUCUUCUAAACUUAAAUUCACCUUUCACCGAAAAAACUUUAUUUUUCUAUUUACUAUUGUCAAUAAAACUAGAAGGCACUAGUCUUUUGAUUGACAUUCUAUAACAUUAUUUUUUUCUCAUAAUAUUAAAGCUUAACUUGAAAGAUUACAAGGUAGAAUACGCCGGUAGGAUACAGUUGCCGGCGGACUGUAAAGAUUGACAAUCUAACAUAGCAUAAACAAUAAUCAAGGCUCCAGAAAUAAAAUUAUUUCUUUUAGUUUGAAAACAUACGGCUAUAAAUUUAUAAUCACAUUCAACCAAGAAAUAAAAAAUGUUAUGGGCUUGUGGGUUUAGCCCAGUUUGUGUUUACUGUUGGAAAUACCAAUCCAUUGGGUCUUUAGAAAUUGGUAAUUAACCCAUUUUAGGCCCAUAUCGUGUUUAGACAGUCAUGGUCAGCUCUGUGUGCCAAACACAUAGAAUGGGGUUGAAACUUGUUAUGACAUGACACUUAAAUAUUUUGGUAAAAUGAGAUUUCAAUUUGUCACAAAAACAUGACAUUUCAAUAAAUGUGGUAAUAUAUUUCCUUAACCAUUGUAUAUUCGACCUGCUAUAUUAGUCUAUAGUUACUAAUUAUCGGAAAUUAACACAUUUUUAAUAAUUUACUUUGUAAUACAUACGACACAACCGACAUGUUUGAUGUUGAUAAAAAAGGAAAAUGUUUAACAGCGGUUAACUGAACGUAUCAAUUGAGUAUAUAAUUGUUUUAAACUUUUGAUCAUUGGAAUAAGAAAUUGGGCAGAGUGAAAUCUGUUGACAGGUUUACAUGAAUACCAUUUCAAUAUAUUUAACAUUCUAUAUAUAUAUAUAUGUUAAUAUGUACAAUAUAUAUAUAAAUAUUGUGAAUAUGUUACUUUUGGUUAGAAAUUAGAAGAAUGCGAAAAGGCGAGGAAGCACGGCAUUGGUCGGUCAGGUGAGAUGGGGUCCUUUAUACUGCUCCAGUCAGUCUAUUACCCACAAGAAACCGAAGGACCAGAAAUUAAAAAGCAACUCAAUUUUUUUCAAUUAUUAUAAAAAGAAAAAUUGUCGUCUUAUUAAAAACUUUUAUUUUGUUAUAAAAAACUUAACUUUUUCUUUGUUAACAUAAAAAACUUUAAUUUUAAUUUUGGCUCUCCUAUGUUUUAAUGAUAUUUUUGCUUAAGUAUUUAAUAUUUUAGCUGUUUUUUAACGUCAAAAUUAAUUUUGAUCCUGCUCUUUUGUACCUACGUAAUUUCUUUUUCACCUGAUUCUUGUUUUAUUGGACACAUGUAGACAUACCUAUCAAACUAUACAUACACAUCAUAAUCUGACUCUCGUUAAAUUAUACAUCAGGAUAUUAUUUAAAACGAUAUAAAAUAUGGAGGUCCCGGUAUAUUUUGUAUUUUUCUUCUUCAAAUCCUGUCUUUCUAUACAUAUCUUUGAUGAUGAUGUGAUGAUACAAAAAAAGUAUAAAAUAAUAACCAUAUAAAAGAUUAUAUAUCUCAUGUCAAGUCAUAUAAAACUCUUACGUGCAUAUAUAUCCGUGCGUGUAGUAUAGUUUAAGAAAUUUUAUUUUCCCUUUAAAGGGUAGUCGUCACUUUCCUAUUUCUUUUCUACUUACAAAGAUCUUCCUCUACACAUCAAUAAGCAAAGAGAUAGAAAGAGAGAGAAUGGCGUUGUCGAUCUUGUGUCUGAAAAUGGCGUUGUGCAGCAAAAUGUCAAGCUGUCUACUGAUGUUGCUGAUUCUUAAUUCGACCCAUUUCAGUCUAAUGGCUAAUGGUAGACCAGAGCCAAACUCGCGUGAAUUCAUUAAGAGAGGAGAUCAUGAUCAGAAGAUGGUGAUGAGAGGUUUAAUAGGAUCAAGUCCACCAAGAUGUGAGAGAGUGAGAUGUCAUUUGUGUGGUCACUGUGAAGCAAUUCAAGUUCCUACUAAUCAUCAAACAAAGCUUCACUCUCCUUCUUCUUUUUCGUCCUCUGAGAUUACUAAUCUUGAUUACAUCAGAGGAGAAGACACUACUAAUUAUAAACCCAUGAGCUGGAAAUGCAAAUGUGGUAACUCUAUCUAUAACCCUUGAAGAAAUUUAUUUACUUUUAUGUACAAUUUUUCUUUUUCUUUCUUUGUUGGGACAAACUCAAAAAGCUCUGUGUACAUAUAUAUGUUUUAGUUUCUGAUAAUUCUGCGUUAUUUUGAUUAUAAUGAUGUUUACAUAUAGUGGUUAACAAAAACACAGAGAUGAAUAAAAUUCUGCGUUAUCCAAAAAUGAUUUGCUUUUAUUUAUACAACUAUUAUGGCUUCUGAUUUUACAAAAAAAAAAAAAGUGAAAGUAACCUUUAAAUAUCGACAAGUGAUAUAGUAUUGUAUUGUAUUAUUUAACAAAAAAAAAAGAUAUAGUAGUAUUGUAUUAGAAGAACACGCAUUGUGAACAGAACGCACGGAAAUCUAUUUUCAUGAUGAUUCUGACAAAUACCAAUUUUAUAGAUGAAAGCUACAUCACACGUACGUAUGCAUUAUAUAAAAUACAUUAUGCAUAUGAGAUUUAUAUUUGGAAAUAUUGUUGGCUUAUUUAAUAAAAAAGCAAAAGAUUGUUGGUUUAAUAAACAGUCAUAAAUACGUUUGGGUACAUACUACAUACAUCGGAUAUAUGAUGCGAAAAAUGAAUAAGAUGAUGAACAAAUAAUCAGCCGCUCUGCUGUCGUCAAUAACGAUUAUGCCAUCACAUUGAUUUUCGGGUUGAAUUUAGUGAAUACUGGUAAUUUUCUGUGUCCCUGGUACUUGUUUGUGUAGAGUUCAGAGUUUACUUAUAUAUAUAUAUAUAUAUAUAUAUAUAUUUUUUUUUUUUUUUGCAUACAGAGUUUCCUUAUAUUUAUUUGUAAGAGCGAGUUCUUGAAUCGAAUUUUAAAAAUUCUUAUAUGCAUAUUUAAGAAUAACUAAUAAUAUAUUUAUAUUUUAAUAUUUGGACUAUUUAGAUAGCUUAAUUUUUAUUUUUGACAUCUCUUGUGGAAACAUGUUUUCAUAUUUUCUCUUUUCAUAAUUUUAUUACUAUUUUUAGAGAUAUCUUGAAACUACAAUGAAGAUAUCCUAACUACCAUGCCUUUUAUAUAAUAAAACAUUAAAUUCUUCGGUUUCAAUACAAUGGGUCUGAUUGGUUGCAGCUGUGAUUUUAGUUUUUUGCUGUAGAAUUUAUGCUGUGUAUUUUUUUGCUGUAGCUGUAAAAUUUUUGUUGUGAUUUUGUAUGUUAUAAAACUCACAGAUUUAUUAAUAAGUUUCUAAAGCACUGUUAUUUUGCUGUGGAAAUAUUAGUGUCUACAGCCAAAAGAAAAGGAAAAAAAGAAAAGCAGCUGUAGGUUUCAAAAAUUAAAGCAAAGCUUGAUUGUUAAAUAUUGUGGCUGUAGAAAUAUUUUUUGCUGUCCACAGCAACCAAAGCACUAACCAAUCAACUUCAAUAACAUCUUUAUAUUUUCUAAAAAGAAAAUUAACUUUUUAUUUAAUAAACAUUAAAUUCCUCGGUUCCACUACAAUAACAUCUUUAUAUUUUUCAAAACGAAAAAAUCAAAGAAUCAAGAAAAACAGAACAAAAUCUAUAUAAUAUAAUAUUUGUUUUGAAAAGAAUGUCACUUUUUAUAUUUUAGAGAGAUGAAAAUGAUUAAAAUGUAUUUGUAUCCUUACUAAUUAUACUUAUUAACUAAUAUUAUUUAAGAUAAAUAGAAUUAUUUAUAAAAUUUAAUGAAUAAUUAACAGUAAAUUUAAAUUAAGUAUAAAUUGCAUUAGAAUUCUAAAACAACACUGUUUGUAUAACAAAGUAUCAAUAUAGCAUUUUUGGUAAAACAGAUGAGUAUAUUUUUGGCUUGUUUAGCAGUAUCGGAAAACCUAAUUUAAAAAUUUAAUAAAUGUACAACAAUGAUAUAAUAUAUAUAUAAUAGUGUAUAAAUUGAAACAUAUAUAAACUGCAGAAACAGUUUAAAAUUUUAGAGACUAUAAAUAAUUUGAUAAAAAUUGAAUAAUUUGUUUGAAAAAUUGGUAGAUCAAUGGCUAUAUGUAUUAACGCUUAAAAUUUUGAGAAUCCGAAACUAAUAUUUUAUUUGGCUAUCAUCACCAACUUUGAUAAAACGUAAAAUCAGCAUCAUAUAGUUAUUAUAUCUAUGUUAAGUCAAUGAUCAUUUUCUAUUUAUAUGCUACAAGUUAUAGCAUGUCUUUCGUUUCAGUCCAAUUUAGCAUUUGGAAUAUCUGCAUAAAACAUGUAGAAAUUAGAAUGAAGUUUGGACAAAGCCUAUUAUUCAUAAAGAAAAUUGAUGAGUGUGUGAGGUGAUGGGAUUGAUCAUAUAGAAAGACGAAGGGAAGUGACAAAACGAAAGAGAGAAGAUGUGUGUUUGUGUCCGUGGGGUUUAGUAAUUUCACAAAUCAAGCAAAACAAGCAGUCUUGUUUCUAUCUACUGUUUUCCUUUGAAUGACUUUACUUGCUCCAUAUUUUCUUUGUUUUCAUUUAUCACUCAAUAGUUGAAUAAUACGAAUAUAGUUGGAAAUCGGUGGAGACCUCCACCCCAAGUGUCAAUCAGAGUCAGUACAGGUCUGCCACAGUGCUACUGAUUUAACUAAUCUUCUGAACGACAACGCCGCUCCAAACAUUUUAUAUGGUAACUUAUAAAUUAUUCAUUAAUACGUAUAUAAUUUUUGUGAACAUCUAUUAUACUAUUUAUGACUGUUAUUGAAUUAUAUGGCACUGUUAAAUAGAUUAUGUUGCGAACUGAUCAUGUUACAACGGAGAAAUAAACCCUAAUGAUUUUGUUUCAAUUGCUCAGUUAAUUUGCAAUUUUCUAUGAUCGCAAAACCAUAGUUCAAUUAAUGAGUUUCUGUGGUGAACGAAGAAUUUAACUUUCGUUAAUUCCUCACUCAGCCUUUCUUAAUAAAGGGAUACUUUGGUUCAUGUGAUUAGUGUUUCAUGUCGCAAAAAUGUUUUUGCUCUCUAAUAUCAAUAUCUGUGUACGGUGUACCGCCGAUAGAUUUCAAAAUGCGACCUCCAUAAAUGCUUAUUAAAUUUGAGAAAAUUACAUUUUUUGUUUUGUUUUUAGACGAUUGAUUUCACAUAUCGCACUAUCAAUGAAGCCAAUAAAAAAUACGUGACAAAACGAAAAGACACAAAAUAAGAGACAUAGAGGAGGAAGAAAAAUGAGUUUCAGAACAUAAAAUACUUUGCCCAUUCCGAUCUCUUUUUGUUAUGUUUCUUAGUUAACUGUUUUGGCUAUCUUCUCUCUGUUGCAUCACUUCCCUGGAACUAUGGAUGGAAUACCAAUGUAAGAAAAAAGCUUUAGAGCAUCUUCAAUCUAUAACACUAUUUUAGUGUCAAAACUACACUAUUUUAGUGUAAUUUCAACACUAAAAAAUGUUCUUUUCCAACCACAACACUAAACUUCACACUAAAAAUUAUUUUAUAAUAUUAUAUGUAUUUAAUUUUUUAUUUAUCAUUUAUUUAAUUGUACAAUUUAUUAAUAAAAUAAAUGAAUAGUGUUUUAAUGGAGUGAAUAGUGUUAUAGUGUGGUGAAUAGUGUCACACCAAAUUUGGUGUAAAAUUAUAGUGUGACACUAAAAUAGUGUGAUUUUUGCAGUUGGGUUGGAGAAGGUUUUAGUGUCAAAAUCACACUAAAAUAGUGUUUUGGAAUUGAGUUGGAGAUGACCUUAGACCAUCUCUAAUGCUACUCUAUUAUUUUCUCUAUAUUUUACUCUAAAAUAAAGUAACUCUAUUAUAGAGUUGGAUUUGCAUAAAUGGUUCACUCUAUAAUAGAGUUACUCUAUAAUAAAGUGAAAUAUAGAGUAUUCUUGUUUUUUCACUCUAUAUUUGGAAUAAAAAAAUAAGAUUACUCAAUAUUUCACUCUAUUAUAGAGUAACUCUAUUAUAGACUGAACUAUUGGAGCAAAUUCAACUCUAUAAUAGAGUUAUUCUAUUUUAAUGUAUAUUAUAAAGGAAAAAAUAGAGUUCCCCUGGAGAUGCUAACCAUUGGAGAUAAAUUCAUUAAAGCACAGAGCUGACAAGGUACAUUCACGUGGAGGCUUUUUGGACAUAUCCAUAAUCAUUCUCUAUGAUCUAUUUCGACGUCCAUUGCUCCAUACAUUAUUCAUUGUUCUUCUACAACACAUGCCUUUGCUCAUCAUAAUAUAUGAGAUGGUUAAUACUUUCCACGUGAGAUAGCAUUAUUUCUUGUUUCUAGAUCAUCUCCGAAAAAACUCUCGAUUUUAGAGCAUGUCCGAAAGUUUAUAGAAUUUUUAAUUUUCCAAUUUUUUUUUUGAAACUUCAAAUUUAGAGUUUUAAGAAGUGAAAUUUCACUAUUCAAAACUCUAAAUUUGAAAUUUCAAUUUUUUAUUUGCAUCUUGAUCCUUUAAUUAAUUACACACACAUUUAUAAUUCUUAAAUAUUUUUUCAUUUAUCGUUUUAAUCUUUAAUACUUUUGUAUAUCUUAAAUAUUUCAAAUUUAUAAAUUAAAAUUUUACACAUAAAAUAAAUAAAAUUUUAAAUAAGAUUUAUAAUAUUUCAAAACUUGAAGUAGACAACAAAAAUAUUACAAAAGAAAAUUAAUAAAUAUUUUUUUUGAAAGAGAUUUCUCAUUAAUUUUAUGUGCAAUAGAUUAAAUCCAUAAACAAUAAAGUUUUAAAGCUUAAGAAUCACAAAUGUGAUGUGUAAUUAAUAAUAAAUAUUUUUAAUUUUAUGUGCAAAAGAUUAAAGAAUCACAGUAUUUUUAUUGGAAACUGUUCAAUUAAUUAGAUUUUACAGUAUAUUUUUACAGUUUCCAAUAAAAUUUUAUUGGAAUCCAAUAAAUAUUUUACAGUUUAUUGGAAUCCAAUAAAUAUUUUUACAGUUUCCAAUAAAAUUUUACAGUUUCCAAUAAAAUUAAAAAUACUGUAAAAACUAAUUGGUUGAACAGUUUCCAAUCUAAUUGGUUGAACAUUUUCCAAUAAAACUGUUCAACCAAUUAGAUUUUACAGUAUUUUUUAUAAUUGGUUGAAUGAUUUUAAAAUAUAUAUUUAAAAAUACUUUUAGAGAAAAAUAAAUUUCUUAAUCUUUAUGUACUAACUCAAAACAUCAUAUAUUAUGAAACGGAAUGAGUAUAAUUUAAAUAGAUUUAAACAACAUAUUUAUAUUUGUAAUAUAGACAAAAAAUAAUUCAUGAAUGCAGAGAAUAAUUAUUCUCAAAGAGUU
Brassica rapa (field mustard) is the source of this 8329-nucleotide messenger RNA. RefSeq names its product EPIDERMAL PATTERNING FACTOR-like protein 2. Gene Ontology annotation, biological process: stomatal complex development; guard cell differentiation. NCBI's taxonomy places the organism in Eukaryota, Viridiplantae, Streptophyta, Magnoliopsida, Brassicales, Brassicaceae. The record is from RefSeq and is a predicted model, not a curated record.